AUGUCCAACGCAGAAACAAGUAAACUUUACGAAACCAUCAUUGAAGAUGUAAUCAACGACUCAAGGCAGGAUUUUGAAGAUAGUGGUAUCGAUGAAUCCACUCUUCAGGAAUUAAGACGAAUCUGGUGUGAAAAAUUAAGUCAAUCCAGUGUAGCAAAAUUCUCCUGGGAUGAAGAUGAUGAGGAAGUUGACAACAACAACAUCGUACAAGCAGAGCAAGAUAUAUCUACAGGUGCCGAUAGCAACAUAAAUAGUACUUCGGAUCUCGUACCCCAAACCACUCCCGGGAUAUCUGAUACUGUGGACACCAAUGGAACUGGGUUGGAAUUACCCGAGGUUCAAUUGUCAUAUAAUACCACAACAAGUGCCGCACCAGCAGGGAGUAUUGGUAUUGAAUUACCGGUGAUAACGAAGAAAGAAAACGAUAAUGAUACGGGGUUGAUGCUUCCUAAUAUCAAUCAAGCAGAUGGGACAUUUGAAUUCACAAUGUAUACCGAAGGCAAUAAUGGACGCAAGUUUUUCGAUUCGCUAAAGAACAAAACCAAAAAGACAAUCAAGCAAGUAGAUGGAGCCAUGGGUGAUGAUGAUGAUGACGACGACGAUGGUGAUGAUGGGGAUAUGUUUAAUGAUUCCGACGAUGUGAAUUCUGAUUUGGAUGAUGAUUUGGAAAGUGAUAGGUCAGAUGAUGAGGAUGGGGACCAAGAAGGACAGAUUAUGUUGUGUCUUUACGAUAAGGUGCAACGUAUCAAGAAUAAAUGGAAAUCGAAUUUGAAGGAAGGGAUUGCCAAUAUUGAUGGAAAAGAUUACGUGUUUCAGAAAGCCACCGGUGAAAGUGAAUGGUAG
Molecule: messenger RNA, 843 nt
Organism: Hemisphaericaspora subhashii
Lineage: Eukaryota; Fungi; Ascomycota; Pichiomycetes; Serinales; Debaryomycetaceae
Product: transcription initiation factor IIA large subunit
Exons: 1
Coding region: 1-843 (280 amino acids)
Biological process (GO): transcription initiation at RNA polymerase II promoter; transcription by RNA polymerase II
Cellular component (GO): transcription factor TFIIA complex
Source: RefSeq, a predicted model, not a curated record